UAAAACCCCUCCUGCUUCGUCUGUCCUCACCCCCCCGCCGGCCAGUACCCCUUUCACAACCCAGGACGGGCAGUCUGGCAAAACUGGACCAAGCUUUUUUCUUUUUCUUUAAAAAAAAUGAGAAGGUCUAUUCAACUUUAAAUCCUAUGCUCUGGCUGCAGUAAAAUUUUAGCAAGUGGACUUCUCAGUAGAGUUAUACAGUACUUGGAUUCAGGUGAAAAAAGAUUGUGUGUGUGUGUGUGUGUAUCCCUUAAAAAAAUUAAGUCUAGUUAACAAAGUACUUAAUUAAGUACCUAGCACUGUAUUAGGAAUGCAGAGGAAGACAAAAAGUCCCCUCAAGGAACUUAAAAUCUAAUGAGGAUAACUUGCAAACUGUAAAGUACAGAUGAGGUGUAUAUUGGAUAAAUUGGAGAUAAUCUUGAGUAGGCACUGGCAUUAACCACGACUGGCAAAGGCAUUUUACAGAAAGUGGAAUUUUAGCUGAAACUUGAAAGAAGCCUGGAGGCAGAGAUGAGAGAUGACAAUUCCAGGAGCGUACUCUAAGUCAUUUCCCAGGAGAUCCAGCCGGAAGUUGUCAUAUACAAAAUUGCAACCUAGAUGAGACAUGGAGCAGUAUACAGCAAACAGCAAUAGUUCUACAGAACAGAUUGUCGUGCAGGCUGGACAGAUUCAGCAGCAGCAGGGUGGUGUCACUGCUGUCCAGUUGCAGACAGAGGCCCAAGUGGCAUCCGCCUCAGGCCAGCAAGUCCAGACACUCCAGGUACAGGGCCAGCCUUUGAUGGUACAAGUGAGUGGAGGUCAACUGAUCACAUCAGCUGGCCAACCCAUUAUGGUCCAGGCUGUUCCUGGUGGCCAAGGUCAGACCAUCAUGCAGGUACCUGUGUCUGGGACACAAGGAUUGCAGCAGAUCCAGUUGGUACAGCCAGGACAGAUUCAGAUUCAAGGGGGUCAGGCUGUGCAGGUGCAGGGUCAGCAAGGCCAAACCCAGCAAAUCAUCAUUCAGCAGCCCCAGACUGCCGUCACUGCUGGCCAGACCCAGACUCAGCAACAGAUAGCUGUCCAGGGGCAGCAGGUGGCACAGACAGCAGAAGGUCAAACCAUUGUCUAUCAGCCAGUCAAUGCAGAUGGCACUAUCCUCCAGCAAGUUACUGUGCCUGUGUCUGGCAUGAUCACCAUCCCAGCAGCCAGUUUGGCUGGAGCACAGAUUGUCCAGACAGGAGCCAAUACCAACACAACUAGCAGCGGACAGGGGACUGUUACUGUGACGCUACCAGUUGCUGGGAACGUGGUCAAUUCAGGAGGAAUGGUCAUGAUGGUACCAGGGGCUGGUUCUGUGCCUGCUAUCCAGAGGAUCCCCUUACCUGGAGCGGAAAUGCUUGAAGAGGAGCCCCUCUAUGUGAAUGCUAAGCAGUAUCACCGGAUUCUUAAGAGGAGACAAGCUCGGGCCAAACUAGAGGCAGAAGGGAAAAUCCCCAAGGAAAGGCGGAAAUAUUUACAUGAAUCUAGGCAUCGUCAUGCCAUGGCAAGGAAGCGUGGAGAAGGUGGUCGCUUUUUCUCUCCAAAGGAAAAGGAUAGUCCUCACAUGCAGGAUCCAAAUCAAGCAGAUGAAGAAGCAAUGGCACAAAUGAUUCGAGUAUCCUAACCAAAAGCAGAGAGAGCGAGCUGAUCCAGGUUCCUCUCCACUGUGUCCCGUUAUCCCAGGAAAUUGAGCAGACCUUCCAGUGGGACACUUAUGAUCACAUUCUGCCCUUUUCUACAAAACAGAAACCACUUAAUUUUUCACAAGUGGUUUGGUAUUAUAAUUGCAGUGAUCUCUGGCGAAUUGAAAUUCCAAGGACUCUGUCCCACCCCUCUCAGUCAGGACUAAAGACUAUUAAUGACAUUAGUAUUUCAUAUAUUUGGAUGGUACAAGAGACAAAAAGCCAAUGAGAGUACUACAAGCAGCACUUAGUUUGGCUGGUGAAGCAAGGCCAUCCCAGGGGAGAGAUACCGUUCAAUUGUUGGCAAGACUGCAGUCCGGGAAACCACAGCCUACUUCUUCCCACUUGGAGUUUGAUUAGUCUCAUCCAUCCAUGAAGUUUGAGAUUUUAUGUGUGACCAACAGAAUGAACAUGUUGCAUGCAGAGAUGACUUUCAGUCAGAGGAAAUUUCCAUCCUGUGGUGUGUAAAGAACAUGCUGUUCCCUAAGAAUAAGGUUCAAAUCACCCUAUGAUUGUAGCAAGAACCUGAAUCCACCAGUUUUGUUUAAUGCUGAGGGGAAAAACGUAUCUCUGGAGUAAAAGAAUCAAAGACUCACUAGCAUUUUAAAAUGUUCUCUUCUCAGCUGAGGUGGUCUUACCUGCCUUCCCACUGAAAAUGUAACUGAUAUAUAUAGAGAUUACCUGGAUCACAAAUUUUCUCAUUUUCCCCCCAUAACGUUCUAGGGAUGGCCAGUCCUAGAAGUUGCCAUUCCUGGAGCAGAAAACAAGACAAUUUAAAUUUUUUUGGUGUUUAAACACCGAGAACAUUUGUAGUCAGUAAAAUGUCAAGAGAGCAAAACUGUAGGUUGCUAUUCACAGACUUUCUGUAAAACUGUCUGUGUUUGACAGCACUUCAGGAAUAGAAGGGAGAAUGCAAUGAUUUGUUAUUUUGUGGGGUGUGUGUGUGUGUGUGUGUGUGUGUGUGUGUGUGUGUGUGUGUUUUGUAACAUGACUCAGUGGAGACCUGGGGUAGAUUGUUAGGAAGUAAAGGGUGAGGAAUAGAUUCAUACUAAAACCUAACCCAUCAAGGGAGUAGAAAUUCACUUAAUGUCUUUAGUCUGAGAUUUAUUUUGUUAGUCCUCGGCCAUUUCCAAAAACCAUUGUUUUUAUCCAGGUACCGUGGUUAUUGUAUGUUACUUAUUGGAGCCAGCAAUGAAAUUUUGUUCCUACAUUUUUAAAUCCCCUCGGCAGCUGGUGUGUGGAUGUCUAUUUCCACUUACUUUUCCCCAUUUAAGAUGUAACCUUAUACUUUGAUUCAAGGGUCUUGUACAGAAAGGCUUUAACAUUGUACCCUUACUGUGGGACCAAACUGGAAGUAGAUUCUGGAGCCCUCUAAACAUGAGGAAUGGAGCAGGGUUACCAGAUCUCUGAGUACCCCUCAUAAAGCAAGCUUCCAUCUCCUGGACCUUGUGGUUCAGAGAAUUGAGGUGAUAGUUUUAGGAGAGUCACUAUCUGUUUAGCAAAAGUGGUUAAAAAUAUUCAGUAUUUCUACUGAAAAAAGCUAGCGCGAAGUAUAGGUAAUGGGGAGGGUAUGCUUUCUCAUUUUUGUCUUCCCUGUAAGAAUGUUGCAUGAGAAAAGGAGGAAAAAAUUAAACCUUUAAAAGGAAAUGAAUCAAAAUCAAUAAGGGCUGGUAUGGGGACAAUGGCAGAAGUAUGAAUCAGUACAUCUCCCUCAUCCAGGACUGUAGGUUCUGGAAUCCAUGUAUCCAAUGUGGCUUCCAAAUGCCAGGAGAUUCUGUCCGUUUCAGAUACUCCCUUGGGAAGUGAUUAUUUGUUGUUCUAUAGUUUCAGAGGCUUGUCUUACUUGCUAAGAACAAAGUUUGUAUGAUGAUGAUAAAACAGAAGGGCUUUAGAUUUCCUGGUUUAUCUUUAGGAUCCAGUAUUACAAGAGUAAGCCCCUCAAACCUGAUCUCUGAAGUUCAAGCUCAUUAAGAAAAGCAAUUUUUAAACUGUAUUUAUUUAUGUUUGUAAACUUGUACAUAGUAGCAACCCUGCAAAUGUUUUGUUACUCUAUUUUACAUCUUUUAGGUUCUUUUAGGGUUUUUUGUUGUUUGGGGGGUUUUGUGGGGGAGGGGGGUGGUGGGAGGAAAAUACUUCAGUUUUCAGUUUGACUUUUGCAUUUAGAGUGUCAGGUCUUUUUUUUGUUGUUGUUAUCUUGAAAUACCAUGACUUUGCAAGGAGAGUUUGGGGUUUAGGAAAUUAUUUUUAUUUGCUCCUAGGAAAUCCUUUCCUUACUUGUAGGUGCGACUGUUCUAAUGACCUUACAAUGGAACAAAUGGUUAACUGGAUGAAUGAAUAAUUGGCAUAAUGUAUAGUGUUACAUUUCAUUUGAGUACUUUUUUUUGCAGGAUAAUUGUGUGUGUAUGUAUAUAUAAAUAUAUAUAUAUAUUUUUAAGUGCAUUGUUACAUAUAACGUCCAUGUCUAUACCGCUGGACCAGGGGAACGUUUUCUGGGUUGUGGGUGCCUGUUAAUAAUGUCUUGGCUUUCAUUUGUGACCUUAAGCUAUAUGAAGGUUUUUCCCCUAGAGAGGGGAGUACAGGUGAUCAUUGGUGACAUUGGAAUUCAGAGUAAUUUCCCAUUGUUAUUUUUUAAAAGAAAUUUAUAAAAAAAUUAAAAGUU
Messenger RNA from Trichosurus vulpecula (common brushtail), 4359 nucleotides. RefSeq names its product nuclear transcription factor Y subunit alpha (gene NFYA). Bases 605 to 1642 code for a protein of 345 amino acids. Gene Ontology annotation, cellular component: CCAAT-binding factor complex. The transcript is spliced from 11 exons. NCBI's taxonomy places the organism in Eukaryota, Metazoa, Chordata, Mammalia, Diprotodontia, Phalangeridae. The record is from RefSeq and is a predicted model, not a curated record. Gene Ontology annotation, molecular function: RNA polymerase II cis-regulatory region sequence-specific DNA binding; DNA-binding transcription factor activity, RNA polymerase II-specific. Gene Ontology annotation, biological process: regulation of transcription by RNA polymerase II.